This is a messenger RNA of Histoplasma capsulatum G186AR, 1383 nucleotides long. Its product is annotated as peptidase family M20/M25/M40 protein. The coding region runs from base 1 to 1383 and encodes 460 amino acids. Gene Ontology annotation, molecular function: hydrolase activity. The transcript has a single exon. The record is from RefSeq and is a predicted model, not a curated record. NCBI's taxonomy places the organism in Eukaryota, Fungi, Ascomycota, Eurotiomycetes, Onygenales, Ajellomycetaceae.
AUGGCGUCCUUCACCGUCGACGAAAUAUCCCAAGUUGUAGAACAACACCGUCCCGAUCUCGGCCCGUAUGAAGGCCUGUACAAACAUCUGCACGCCCACCCGGAGCUCUCCCACCAAGAAUACAACACUGCCAAGACCGUCGCGAACAAGCUGCAACAACUGAACAUCCCGGGCCUCCGAAUCCACACAGGAAUUGGCGGCACCGGCGUCGUCGCCGUCCUCAACAACACCAACAAAGCAGCGUCUCCAUCCAGCCAGGUCGGCCCGACUGUCCUCCUCCGCGCGGAAUUAGACGGCCUGCCCGUCCACGAGCAAACCGACCUCCCCUACGCCAGCAAAGAAACAACCCAUGACGCCAAUGACGCAAACAAACCCAAACCCACCAUGCACGCCUGCGGCCACGACCUACACAUGACCUGCCUUCUUGCUGCGACAGACUCCCUAGCCUCCCCCGCGCUCCGCGCCCGCUGGCACGGGACGCUGGUCGUCCUCUUCCAGCCCGCGGAGGAACACGGCAACGGCGCCACCCGCAUGAUCUCCGACGGGCUCUUCUCCCCCACCUCGCCGCACAACAUUCCAAUCCCCGACGUCUUCCUGGGCCAGCACGUCCUGCCCGCCCGCGCGGGCACCAUCGGCAUGAAGCCCGGCGCCCAGAUGGCCGCUUCGGACUGUCUCAAAGUCACCUUCCACGGCCGCGGCGGCCACGCCUCCAUGCCGCACUUCACCAUCGACCCGAUCGUCAUGGCCAGCAGCGCCGUGGUGCGGCUGCAGACCAUCGCCAGCCGAGAGGUGCAAUCGGGCAGCGUCGACGGCCUUGGCGUCGUGUCCGUCGGCAGCCUGCAUGCAGGCAGCGCCGCGAACAUCAUCCCCGCCACGGCGGAGAUGGAGGUGAACGUACGCACGGCGGACGAGGCGACGCGGGCGAAGGUGCUGGCGUCCGUGGAGCGCAUUGUGCGUGCGGAGAGCGAGGCGAGCGGAGCGGAGAAGGAGCCGGAGAUCACGCGGACGUUGAGCUUCCCCGUCACCGUGAACGAUGCGGCGGUGACGGGGAAGCUGGGCGCGACGUUCAAGCGGCUGUUCGAUGAUGAUGGCGCAUCGAAGGAGGCUGGGACCCUGUAUCGUUUCUGGCCCGAUUGGCCGCGGAGCAAUGCGUCGGAGGACUUUGGGUGUCUGGGCGCUUCGGUGGGGAAGCCCAGUUGUUUCUGGUUUUUUGGCGGCGUGGACCCGCAAGCGUGGGAUGCGGCGGAGAAGGAUGGGACGAUUGCAAGGGAUAUUCCUGUGAAUCAUUCGCCGUUCUUUGCGCCGGUUAUGCAACCCACGAUGCGGGUGGGAGUCGACGCGUUGGUUGGAGCGGCGUUGACGUUUCUGCAGAAAAGGGAGUGA